Messenger RNA from Musa acuminata AAA Group (dessert banana), 776 nucleotides. RefSeq names its product probable LRR receptor-like serine/threonine-protein kinase At1g05700. NCBI's taxonomy places the organism in Eukaryota, Viridiplantae, Streptophyta, Magnoliopsida, Zingiberales, Musaceae. Gene Ontology annotation, molecular function: protein binding. The transcript is spliced from 4 exons. The record is from RefSeq and is a predicted model, not a curated record. The coding region runs from base 44 to 583 and encodes 179 amino acids.
UCUCGCUUAUCUAUCGACAUCCACCGUGCCAAUCUACGUGAACAUGUACUUCUCGGAGAUGUCCGAGCUAGAGGCCACUCAGAUGCGUUCCUUCGAGAUCUAUGUCGACGGCGUGCAUGUUUCAGCACCUGUAAGCCCGCCUUAUCAGGAUUUCAUCGAGUUAUCCUUUGCUAACAUUACAGCAAACUCCAACACAGCCAUCGAGUUGAGGCCCACGGCUGACUCCACGCUUCCGCCAAUCAUCAGCGCCAUGGAGGUUUUCCUUGUCAGUGCUGCUCUGAGCAAUGGAACCAAUGCAGACGACGUGAACGCACUUGGGACUCUGCAACGACAGUUCGAGGUCCUCCUGGACUGGAAUGGCGAUCCCUGCCUCCCAUUAUCCUACAACUGGGAAUGGGUGAGAUGCAGCUCCGAUGAAAAACCUAGAAUCACAGUACUAAAUCUAUCCGGAUUUAGACUUACUGGAGUUCUGCCCAACUUCGGUGCAUUAACUGCCCUGGAAAUUGUAGAUCUGCACGAUAACUCCUUGAGUGGGGAGAUUCCAGAUUUCUUAGGCAAUUUGCCCAAACUACGAAUACUGUAAGCGAUAGAAUCUGCUUGGAGUUUUAGCUUAGCUUUCUGUACUGAAGAUUAUUGUGCAUGCUCCAUCUUGUAGAAACUUGGCUUACAACAACUUCAGUGGAUCGAUACCCUCCUCGCUGACGCAGAACACCAAUCUUGACUUGGAGUAAGCCAAUCGAAUUCCACAAACGGUUUGCAUGCACGAAUCGUAGGGU